AUGGAUUCAGAUAUAUUCAAAGUAAGUCUCAUGUUCUUAAAUUAUUGUAGCCUAGUUUGUGCCUGGCUGAGUUUCUGCUACUUUGUGAAGAUCACAAAGAUUUCCCAUCCCUUUUUCCUGAAGCUGAAGGGGAGGAUUUCUGGGUUGAUGCCCUGGUUUCUGUGGCUAUCAGUAUUUAUUUCCUUGGCUUACAGUGUGCUGUUCUCCAGUGACAUUUACAUUGUGCAUUGUGACACUUCUUUUUCUAACCCCUUUUCCAGCUCCACUAAGAGAAAACACUUCACCGAGACCAAUGUGGUCAGCCUGCUUCUUCUCUAUAAUCUGGGGAUCUGUGUUCCUCUGACCAUGUUCAUCCUUGCAGCCACUCUGAUGAGCAUCUCUCUGAGGAGACAUACCCUGCACAUGGAGAGCAAUGCCUGUGGCUCUAGGGAUCCCAGUAUGGAUGCUCACUUGGGGACCAUCAAAGCUACCAGCUACUCUCUAGUUCUCUGUAUGUUCAAUACAGUUGCUCUAUUUCUUCAUAUGUCCAACAUCUUUGGUGCCAACAGUUCCUGGAAUAUUUUGUGCAAAAGAAUCAUGGCUGCCUACCCUGCUGGCCACUCAUUGCUACUGACUGUGGACAACCCUGGCCUGAGAAGAAGUUGGAGCCAGUUUCAGCACCAAGUACAUUUUUAUCUAAAAGAGUACUCUAACGCCAAAGCCCAAAACCAGGACAGGGAGUCGGGAAGCACAUGGUACCCCCUACCAAAAGGGGGUGCCAACGGCUACUCGGUGCCCUCUGGUGGUGUGCACCCCAACACAGAUGGUGCUGAGCCUCCGGACCUCUACCUGAUGGGGCAUGUGUCCGCUGAGAACCAGGAAGUCGCUGGUCACUACCACAAGGAAGUGGCCAGGUUCCUGCUGCCCGAGUGGAUCCUGGUUGAAGAGAGUGGAAGGGAACGACCCCUCGUCACACAUUCCUUCCUGUCCAUGCGCUCCUGGACCUGGACCAAAGCUUUGGACAUCACAGCCAAGAAUGCGAACCCUGGGGUGUCUGGCUCCACCAUGAGAGCCUCCCUCAAGUAA
Messenger RNA from Condylura cristata (star-nosed mole), 1065 nucleotides. RefSeq names its product taste receptor type 2 member 39-like. Gene Ontology annotation, molecular function: bitter taste receptor activity; G protein-coupled receptor activity. Gene Ontology annotation, biological process: sensory perception of taste; G protein-coupled receptor signaling pathway; detection of chemical stimulus involved in sensory perception of bitter taste. Gene Ontology annotation, cellular component: membrane. The record is from RefSeq and is a predicted model, not a curated record. NCBI's taxonomy places the organism in Eukaryota, Metazoa, Chordata, Mammalia, Eulipotyphla, Talpidae.